Messenger RNA from Fusarium pseudograminearum CS3096, 1077 nucleotides. RefSeq lists its product as uncharacterized. The record is from RefSeq and is a predicted model, not a curated record. Gene Ontology annotation, molecular function: protein binding. Bases 1 to 1077 code for a protein of 358 amino acids. The transcript is spliced from 6 exons. Lineage: Eukaryota; Fungi; Ascomycota; Sordariomycetes; Hypocreales; Nectriaceae.
AUGGGUAUACGCGAUAUUCUCAAGAAGAAGGACGACCUUUCAACAGGUCAACCUGCUCAGAAUGAGACAAUCGACCGUCUGGCAGCUCCCGAGUUUACAAUCAUCCGCUCCGACACCUCGACCCAGGAGCGCAUCUACCCACCGUCUAUGAAGUCCGUCGACAACCUGUACCUCGCAGCCCAAGACCCCAAAGGAAAAGAAAAGCCCCGCCGAUCUCUUGACGUCUUUCGCUCCGGCCGUUCACGAUCCGGGUCUGAAUCGAGCCAGACAAAGAAGGAGAGCGGCGCCCGUCGUCUGUCGCACCGUCUACACCUAAGCCGUGCUCCUCCGUCGUCCGAGAAUGUCCCCGAGAACCUACCAGAUAUCGUCACGUCGAGUGACGGCCCAGACGAGCUGCAAUGGGAGAAGCGCGCGACUAUGUUAGCGGGCCAGAACAACCGCGUCAGGACCGCCAGCCGGCCAGGGACCCCCUCGGACAGCGGCAGGAGCGAAGGGCGGGAGGUUUCGUUGCAAAAGAUCGAUGAGGAUAUCCAAGAGGCUAUUCGUCUUCACGAGGCAGGCAACCUGGAGUUGUCGACGCGCAUGUUUGGGCGGCUGGCUGAUCCUCAAGGCGCCAAUAAUCCAUUGAGUCAAGUCCUCUACGGUCUUGCUUUAAGACACGGAUGGGGUUGCGCACCAGAUCCAGAAGGCGCUGUCAAGUAUCUAUCGGCUGCAGCCUCCAAUUCCGCCUCCAUUGAGCAAAUGGCUCUCCAGGCCGGCAUGAAGAAGGGCGGAGCUGCCAAGGGAGAGCUUGUUCUGGCCAUCUUUGAGCUGGCAAACUGCUUCAGACAUGGUUGGGGUAUCAACAAAGACGCCUAUGCCGCCAAACAGUAUUAUGAGACUGCAGCGAACCUAGGAGACACUGAUGCCAUGAACGAGAUUGCUUGGUGCUACGUUGAAGGCUUCGGGUGUAAGAAAGACAAGUUCGCAGCAGCCCGGUAUUAUCGACUGGCCGAGAAGUCCGGCAACAAGACACUAGGGAACUCUUGGAUCUGGAAGGAAAAGUACGACCCUCCGGGCGAGGGCAGCCGCAAGUAG